Microplitis mediator is the source of this 1533-nucleotide messenger RNA. Its product is annotated as tigger transposable element-derived protein 4-like. Gene Ontology annotation, molecular function: DNA binding. Lineage: Eukaryota; Metazoa; Arthropoda; Insecta; Hymenoptera; Braconidae. The transcript has a single exon. The coding region runs from base 1 to 1533 and encodes 510 amino acids. The record is from RefSeq and is a predicted model, not a curated record. Gene Ontology annotation, cellular component: nucleus.
AUGCCUAAACGAAAAAUCAACGUGUUGUCGUUAAGUGAUAAACUUAAAAUUAUAAAUGCAUUUGAAUCGGGUAAAUCAAGGUGUGAAAUACGGAGUGAAUUUGGAUUACCUGAAUCAAGCUAUUAUAAAAUUAUAAAAUUUAAAGAUUCAAUAAAGUCCCAGUGCUCCGAGGGACACGGAAACAUCAAGCGGAUCCGGCUUUCUGAGUUUCCCGACGUUGAAAAAUGUCUUCUUGAGUGGAUCAAACAGACUCUCGAUAAAAACAUUCCCAUAGAUGGGCCACUGUUAAAACAAAAAUCGCAAGACUUUGCCUUAAAAUUGGGAGUUGAAAACUUUUCAGCCAGUAAUGGCUGGUUAGAGGGUUUUAAAAAGCGGAACGACAUAUCGUUUAAGAAAGUAGCUGGAGAAAGUAAAUCAGUGGAUCUAGGAGUGUGUAGCCAAUGGACAAAAGAUUUACCAAAUCUUUUAGAAGGAUAUGAUGCAGAGGAUAUUUAUAAUGCUGAUGAAACCGCUCUGUUCUAUAAGUGCCUACCGGAUAAAACAUUUAUAUUUAAAGGCGAAAAAUGCCACGGAGGUAAACAGAGUAAAGAUCGCCUUACUGUUUUACAGUGUGUCAAUAUGAUCGGUACGGACAAACUUCCUCUGUUGAUUAUCGGGAAAUCUAAGCGGCCAAGGUGUUUCAAAGGCGUCAAGACUCUACCCGUCGAUUAUGCGAAUAAUACAAAAGCUUGGAUGACCAAAGAAUUGUUCAAAGAUUGGUUGAGAAAAGUUAACAAGCAAAUGAUAAUAAAACAAAAAAAAAUUUUGCUUAUUAUAGACAAUUGUACUGCACACACAGAUUUACUAAAACUGGAAAAUGUUAAAAUUCUGUUCUUACCUGCAAAUACCACCAGUAAACUUCAAUCGUUAGAUCAAGGCAUCAUACACACAUUUAAACGAUUCUAUCGUAGAGAAGUUAUUAAUCAUACUCUCAAGUGUUUGGACGAAAGUGUUAGCUCUGAGAUCAAUGUACUUUUAGCAAUGAAAUUUGCAAGAAAAGCGUGGUACGCAGUAAGUGGCGUUACCGUUCAAAAUUGCUUCAAGAAAGCUGGAUUUCAUAUUAAUAAACAAUAUAUUCUGCCAGAUGAAAGUGAGGUUGAACUUGAAGUUGGACCUAGUGAUGACGAAUGGGCCAAGCUUGUGUCUCAUGAAACAACUGAUUUUGAGGUAAUGCCAACCUUUGAUGAUUUUAUACGGAUUGACGACGACGUGGCUACUGCUGGAGAAUUCACCGAAGAUGAUAUUAUUCAAAAUUGCGUGACUGACGGGAAUGAAAGUGACGAUGAUGCUGACCAAUCACAGAGUUUGGAUAAAGAACUCGAAAAAAUACCAAAAAAGCAAGAAGCUUUAAAGGCUUUGGAGACGCUCCAUAAGUUUUUUGAAUAUUCAGCGAUUGGUGAUAGGACUAUAUUUGAUAAAAUAUAUGAACUCGAAAAACAUGCACAUAAUGUAAAAUCAGGAAUACAAAAAAAGUUGACAGAUUUUUUCAAGUAA